Molecule: messenger RNA, 490 nt
Organism: Glycine soja
Lineage: Eukaryota; Viridiplantae; Streptophyta; Magnoliopsida; Fabales; Fabaceae
Exons: 2
Coding region: 34-405 (123 amino acids)
Source: RefSeq, a predicted model, not a curated record
UGUUAUAGAAGAGGGAAGGGAGGAAAGGAAGCCAUGGAAGAAGAGGAAGAUUUGGACGAGGUCGAUUCCACCACCGAGAUCGAAAUUGUGCUAGAAAAUCUCGGGGAAGGGGGUCUUGUAGGCGUGGUAGCCGUGGUUGGUGGCGGCAGAAGCGAAUCACCCAUGGAAGAGGGGACGCGAAGGUGGCACGCCGUGUUUGGUGGAGGCUCGGAUUUGGGUGUUUUGGGUAGCAUCUGGACAAAGAUGAUGUUUAUUGGGCGGAUCUGGCUGGUUUGGUGGUGUCGGAGGUGGGUGUUCGCCGAGGAGGUUCCGAUCUGGCUGAUGGUGGAGGUGUGGGAGGUGCGGGAGAAAGAGAAAGAAAAAAGAAAAAAAUUAAUAUGGAACUUCACAUGUCCAAUUUUCUAGUGGACAGACAUGAAACAUCGGAUUCAUCCACUCCAAUCCUAGCUCUAAACAAAAAAUUAUAACAUUAUAAUCUUGUGAGAAAGAA